AUGGAGGUCUUAGAUGGCAGUCCAUGGGAGAGACUGGACCAUCAGUUGUCUUUUAAUGAGCUGGCCAAGGCCAUCAAGUCUUUUGAAAUGAAGAUAGCUCCAGGAAGCAACACCUUACCAGCCAAGUUAUACUUUGUGGGACUUGAUUGUCCAGGAACUGCUGGAAGUAGCGACUGCCCCACGAGAUGUGUCUGCGACCCCUCCAAAUCGGUGCAAUGCUACAGAGUUACAACAGUGCCCAAAGCCAUCCCAUCCGAUACCAGGAAACUGCACCUCGGGCACAACAACAUCAAGCAGCUGCGGGCAUCAGAUUUUGGUGGACUUUAUGGCAUUGAAGAGCUUGCACUAUCUUCAUGUGGAAUGGAAGCAACGGAGGCACACACAUUUUCAACCCUGACAAAUCUGAGGACCUUAGAACUGUGGAAGAAUAAGUUAAGGAGUGUUCCUAGUAAGCUUCCCUCCAAUGUGGAAGUGUUGAAACUGGGUAAUAAUCGGAUUCAGGCAUUAUGUGAGACUGACUUUGAAGGUUUGGCAAAACUGAAAAUCCUUGACCUGCAAAAUAAUAAGAUCUCCAAAAUACAUUCUCGUGUUUUGUCAUCUGCUCUUAAACUGGAGAGUCUCAUUUUGGAUAGUAAUAGUCUUGAGCUACUGUCAGGACCAUUAAAACUUCCUUAUCUGAAACGUUUAAGCAUGCAAAAUAACAGGCUGUCUUCCCUACCUUCAAAUUUUUUCAGUUUUUUACCAUCCCUGCGCUUUCUUAGUUUGUCAGGAAAUAUGUUUUGCAAAAUCCCACAAAAAAUGCCACCUUUAUUGCGGUCCUUAAAGAUGGACAAAAAUUUGAUCAAUGAAUUGCAGCUACAAGACUUAAACUAUCUCAGUUAUCUCUUUGAACUCUCCCUGUCUGAAAAUCAACUUUCAACAGUGAAUGAUGCACUGGCUUUGACCAACUUAUCCAUAGUGGAUCUGUCUAAAAAUCAACUAAAAGCAGUUCCUUCUAGACUGCCAGCACAACUGCGAAUGUUGGAUUGCAGUCACAACUUCAUACAAAAAAUUUCACUGCAAGAAUUCUCCAGAUUGUGUGAACUGAAACAUUUGUUUCUGGAAUAUAACAACAUUACAUUUAUUGGCAUUGAUGCAUGGCAGCAGUGUUUGCAACUUUCAGACCUUGCACUGGAGCAAAACCAAUUGUCAUCCUUCCCAAAAGGGCUUCCUGAUACUCUUGUGAGACUAGAUCUGAAAGGAAAUAACAUUACAGACAUUUUCAAAGAGUCAGUUGAAAACUUGAAGCGACUGCGAGUUUUGAAUCUGCGUAAUAACAGGUUGUUAUCUCUCACCCCUGAUGUGUUUGGAUAUUUACCUCGACUGAGACAGCUUUACCUGGAUGGUAACCCCUGGAACUGCACAUGUGACCUCAUGAAAAUCAGAGUCUUAUUGACUGCAAGGCAAGUGGAGAUCAAAGGUGGCUACUGUGCAACUCCAGACUAUUACCAAGGUGAGACUUGGCUAUCUUCCACCAAGAUUCUAAACACCUGUGGAUAUAAUACUCUACUUGGUACAAAAGGAAAGGCACUUCUCAAAAUUGCUACAAAGACAGCACAGGAAGACGAUAGCUCAAAUGUUAAUGGUCCAGCUGACAAUGAAGAUUAUUAUGACUAUGAUGCAGACUGAAAACCAAUAACCAGUCUGACUUAAAAUCUG
Hemiscyllium ocellatum (epaulette shark) is the source of this 1698-nucleotide messenger RNA. RefSeq names its product nephrocan-like. Gene Ontology annotation, molecular function: protein binding. Bases 1 to 1668 code for a protein of 555 amino acids. The record is from RefSeq and is a predicted model, not a curated record. Lineage: Eukaryota; Metazoa; Chordata; Chondrichthyes; Orectolobiformes; Hemiscylliidae. The transcript has 4 exons.